Messenger RNA from Bemisia tabaci, 1256 nucleotides. NCBI's taxonomy places the organism in Eukaryota, Metazoa, Arthropoda, Insecta, Hemiptera, Aleyrodidae. The record is from RefSeq and is a predicted model, not a curated record.
AUUUAGUGAUAAUUAACAAUGUGUGCCCUUACAGGGCACGGUUGUGUGGUAAGAAAUUCAAUAUAAAUCAUAACCCAUAUUCUCUCUUCACAUUUUUCAUUUUCAUCAUGACUCCAUUUAGAAUUUUAUUUCUUGCAUUUCUCGUUUCUGAGACACAUGGAUUCCUAUUACAACAGCCAGAAUCAGACAGCUAUGCGUUUAGGAUCGAUAGAGGACCUACUUCGGAUUUAAAUAAAACAUAUAAUUUAAAACUGCAGAAAGAGGUCAAGUCCCUCUCGGCGUUCUGCUUCGGUAGGAGGAGCGACGCCUUCUGCACGUAUCAAUGCAGGAAAGUAGCCCAGAUCUCCGCGCAGAGGAUCUGCGAAGACUCCUGGUUCCUGUCCGAGGCGUACGAGGAACUGGAGCCCUGUGACCACUUCGGGGCGGGUUCCUGUCGCUGGUUCAGGUGUCGCUGCCAUCCUCUCUCCGAGCCCAACGUAUCGGAGGUCACGGAGGUCAUGGAGGUCGCGGAGGUCGCGCUCGGUUUCUGCAAGAAAACACUCCUCGGGUUCAAGAAAAACAUAAGCAGAGCUUCAAAAAUCCUUACGAGCAAACCCGCGUUAUCUUUAGACACGGCUAUCUAUUGGAUAGAAUACGUAAUACGGCAUAAUGACGCCUAUCACCUGAAACCCGUAGCAGUUUACAUACCAUGGUAUCAGUUAUUCUUAAUGGAUGUUCUUGUAAUGUAUCUCGUUACAUUUUGCGUGGUCACUUGAAUUUUUGUGAAUCUAUUCUCAUUUUUAUUUAGGAAACUUUUAUUUGCAUCUAAAUCAUCGAAAGAAAAAAUAAACUGGAGUAUUUAGCAAAUCAGGGUCAUUAAUUGGCAUAUAACCUUUCGAAGUAAUAGUGAUGAGAAAAAUUUAGAAGAAGCCGAAUUUAAAUCGAUCAAUUAGCUAUUAUGGCCGGUGAUUAAACUGUCAACAAACACAUAAAGGAAUGUUUAGAGGUGAAAAAUUAAAAUGGUCAAAAUUAUCCUAAACCUAGACCAAAUCAUCACCAAAGAGAGGGCAAAAUAUCGGAAAAAGCGUUUAUCGUGGUUUAUGGACAACCUCCUAAACAUCUUGUUCUCAGUAAAAAAUAACUUUAUUUUACCCCUCAGCGCAAUAUUCCACUUAAUGACUUAAUGCAGCAGAUAAGAACCCACCGUUAUAAUGUAUUCCAGAAAUGACAUAACUGACUGCUUUCCCAUACAAAUAUAAGCUUUUAUAAAAGGUCAA